This is a messenger RNA of Echinococcus granulosus, 570 nucleotides long. RefSeq lists its product as hypothetical. The transcript has a single exon. Lineage: Eukaryota; Metazoa; Platyhelminthes; Cestoda; Cyclophyllidea; Taeniidae. The record is from RefSeq and is a predicted model, not a curated record. The coding region runs from base 1 to 570 and encodes 189 amino acids.
AUGCCACUGAGCGAAGAGAAAAUGAAUGACCUUCAGUUGCGGGAGGACUGCUAUGGUGACAGCAGUGCAAAGUCCAAGGUCACGGAGAGUGGACUGAGUCAACACCGCCAUCGUGACCACCACCACUACCACCAACAUCAUUUCCGCCACUCCCACCUUGAUUCGAAGUCUACGACAGAUCAAAAGCACACAGCUCCUCUUCUCACCUCCCCACCCGGUUUAAUUCGUCGAUUCGCAGAUUGCGACCUCACUGGAGACUGUCAGAUCAAUGAAACCACACCGCUGGAGUCAGAACUCCCAACCGGAUCCAGUAUUCCUGGGGAUAACCGAUUCUCCCAAACCUCCACGAAGUUGCUAGUCCCGGGGAGUGGAUGGAGAGGGAGGUUGUUCGGAACUUUAAAAAAAACAGUAUCUGAAGGUGGUGAGAAGUUGGAGACGGAUGAGAAUGCGAAGAAAGAAGGCGAGGAGGAAGUGAGUGAAAAGUGGCUCCGAUUCAAACCACUCAAGGACAUCUUUCACCUCUACGGCAAGACGCGAUUAGUUCGCAGACUGUCAUUUCUGGAUGAAUGA